This is a messenger RNA of Mesorhabditis spiculigera, 1452 nucleotides long. Lineage: Eukaryota; Metazoa; Nematoda; Chromadorea; Rhabditida; Rhabditidae. The record is from the annotation of a GenBank genome assembly.
AUGCACUCGGACUUUUUGUUUCUUGCCCUCUUGCUGCUUCUCCGAGACGCUGCCGGGUUUAAUUUUGAGAAGAAUUGGACUUCAAACCCAGCGCUACAGUCCCAGUCUACGCAUAAUUUGACGUUGAUCAGAAGUGUUACGCGGCUGUUAAAUACUAUACUUUUAAAGCAAGAUAAAAAUAUACGUCCUAUGAAUCAGAAGAAAAACGAGCCUCUGCUCGUCGAGGUGGACAUUAAUGUGAGAUCGAUGGGCCCAAUCUCAGAGCAGAACAUGGAAUUCUCGCUGGAUUGCUACUUCCGGCAAAAAUGGCUCGACGAUCGGCUGGCGUUCGUCCCGCCAGAUGAUCGGAAUGAGAUCCCGCUGUCCAGCCAAAUGUUGAAAGAUAUCUGGAUUCCAGACACGUAUAUAAGAAAUGGACGGAGAUCCUAUCUACACACAUUAACGGUGCCAAAUAUAUUAUUCCGGGUGAAAUCGACGGGUUUCAUCACUGUUUCACAAAGGCUUACAAUCCGAACUCGAUGUCAAAUGUUUUUAUCAAAAUUCCCGAUGGAUUCUCAGGCCUGCGCAAUCGAGGUUGGCUCUUUUGCGUAUUUCACUUCUGAUGUGAUUUAUCGAUGGAAAAUCGUGGAUUUGGAUGAUAAAAUGGGCAAUAUGCUAUCCCAAUAUCAAUUCUUGGGCAUCGCUAAGACCCAGCUGAACAUUACUGAUUAUCGAGAUCCCAAUAAACAAAGCUCGGUCCUGAAGGUCUACUUCAAACUCCAGAGACAACAGGGCUUCUACAUUCUGCAGAUCUAUACCCCAUGUACUUUAUUAGUAGUAAUGUCCUGGGUGUCAUUUUGGAUCAACAAGGAAGCAUCACCGGCCAGAGUAGCAUUGGGAAUUAUGACUGUCCUCUCAAUGUCAACGCUAGGUUUCGGCUUGCGGACAGACCUUCCAAAAGUCUCACACUCAACUGCAUUAGACAUUUACAUAAUUGUCUGCUUCGGGUUUGUCUUCGCGGCAAUGGUCGAAUACGCCGUUAUCAAUUAUGCGCAUGUGUAUUACAUCCGGAAGAAAGUGAAGGAGUUGCAAGGGCUCGAGUCUAACAGAGCGAUAGAAAAAAUGAGAAUGUUUACCGCUGGAAUUAUGGGAGCCAGAAAAGAGACGGUUCAGAUGGACGAGCUCUCCGAAGCCGAACCAUCUCCCCCACAAGAACGAGGGCCCUGGUAUCGAUGCUUCCGCAGGAAACAAGAAACACAAUCUGUUUUUUAUCGAAUGGCGGUGAAAGCUGCAAAGGCAAGAAGAAAACUUCAGAUGAGGGAUCCGGCAGCGGUGGUUAACCGGAUUGAUAGUGUUUCAAAGGUGGCCUUUCCUCUACUUUACAUAUUCUUCAACGUGUUGUAUUGGUGGGCAUUUCUCAAGUGGAUUCCGGAUGAGAUUAAUGAUGUAUUGGAGCAGAUUAAACAGGAUUCC